Messenger RNA from Ceutorhynchus assimilis (cabbage seed weevil), 1290 nucleotides. The record is from the annotation of a GenBank genome assembly. NCBI's taxonomy places the organism in Eukaryota, Metazoa, Arthropoda, Insecta, Coleoptera, Curculionidae.
AUGGCAGCACAGAAGGAAAAAUGGCCAAGGCAAGGGUACCAGAACACAGAUGUAGUUAUAGGCAACCCACUAAAAACCGGCAACGAAACGGUCAAAGUGGUAUUGGUUGAACCAAAUGACCUAGACAUGGAACAAGGCAUUCAACAAAUGUAUAAAACAAGGUUCCCGGGCAUAGAGGAUCUCAAGAACGAUCUUGAAGUACUAGAGCAAACGACAAAAAUGAAAACGAACGGGCAGAACAAAGAAAUCAAGCAGAAAGUAGUAAAGAUAACCCUUGGUCCGACAGAAGAAGAUAUGUGGAACAAGCUAAAAAGGCUGAAACAAGAAACAGAAAAUGACCAAGUGGUCGCUAUAAACCACGCAGAAGGGACUACGCUAGAAUGCCUAAGAAAAAUGACGGAAGCAAUCUUCCACAAAUCAACGACAAAAGUGAAUAUCUACACCACAAACAGGAAAACGCUCGAAGAAGGACAACUAGCAACAAAAAUGAGGGAGGCAAAUAAACCUGAAAGAAACUCAUAUGCCCUGGUAGUAGAGGAAGCGGGUAAAGACGCAAAAACUCUAAUGAGGGACAUAAAAGGUAAGCUCACCAAAACAGCCGGGAGCGAGAAAAUCCUGAGCAUAAGAAAUACAAAAGAGGGAAAGCUACUUAUCACACUGGAAAAAGAUGAGAAAACGGCACACAACUUUGACGAAGCUAUAAAGAGCAUCUCAGAAAACGUCAAAACCAGGGUCCUUGGAGCAACGGUACAAGACAAAGAAACGUUCCACAUCAGGGGAAUGGACUCACUCACAACAAAGGAAGAGGUGCUAGAGGCAAUUGAAGAGAAAACCGGUAAAUUAACUGAACACUCUUUCAAACUGAGCGAGCUUAGGCCGCAGGCAAACGGAACGCAAGCCGUCACCCUAACAGUCGAAAAGAAACUCGCGGAAAAGUUAACCGCAGAUAAGUAUAUCAAGAUAGGCCUCGUAAGAUGCUAUAUAGAAAAGAACGUCACCGUUGAGAGGUGCAGGAAAUGCUGGUCACAUAACCACAUAACAAGCAACUGCACGGGUCCGGAUAGAACGAAGGCUUGCUACAAGUGUGGGAAGGAGGGACACCAAGCGAAGGAUUGCCAAGAAGAAGAAAGCUGUCCAAUAUGCCAAACCAACGGCCACAGAGCAGGCACUGGGAAAUGCCUCGCGUUCAAAAAAUCUGAGGUGAGGAUUUUAAUAAAUACCAUUGUGCUGACUGAAGAACUAUUUGACGACCGCUACGAAGUAUUUCGUAGGGAUAGAGUCAGCCAUUAA